Messenger RNA from Limulus polyphemus (Atlantic horseshoe crab), 4445 nucleotides. Its product is annotated as 5'-AMP-activated protein kinase subunit beta-1-like. Gene Ontology annotation, biological process: signal transduction. The coding region runs from base 283 to 1101 and encodes 272 amino acids. Gene Ontology annotation, cellular component: cytoplasm; nucleus; nucleotide-activated protein kinase complex. Lineage: Eukaryota; Metazoa; Arthropoda; Merostomata; Xiphosura; Limulidae. Gene Ontology annotation, molecular function: protein kinase binding. The record is from RefSeq and is a predicted model, not a curated record. The transcript has 8 exons.
GAUAUGCUUUAUCGUUGCCAGUUACUGAGAAAGAUUUUAUGUUUAUAUUUCAUUCAGCGUAACUAGCUGAGUAACUCGGACUUUGGUAGAAAAACUAAGAACCUUUCGAUUUCGAGGCACGAAUUUUGAGCUCACGUAGCUAUCGCGUAUUGCUACAGUACGACGUGAGCCUUUAGUUGUGAUUUUCCGCAAUUUGUUUCAAGAUCUUACGGGUAGGAUUCCACAUUAUAUGUUUCAUCCUGUGUUCCAGUUGAACAGUCCUUUGUAUUCAAGCAUAUAGUAAUGGGGAACUCUGCAUCUGGGAAGCGGGACAGGGCAUAUUCAUCAGACACUGAUUGUACUCCAUCUUCUCCAGGUAGAGAAGACAAAGCAUUUGAAUUUGGAAAGAAAAACAAAUUCUUGUAUCAACCUUCUCUGGAAGAUAGUGAUGACUUUCCAUUAUCAUUAAAGGAGGGGGAGAUGCGUCCAAGAGCAUCCACUAUUACUUCAAGCACAAAUAUCAAUGAAACUGCACUACCAACUGUGUUUAAGUGGGAAGGUGGUGGCAAGGAUGUAUAUAUCAGUGGCAGUUUUACGCAGUGGGAGCCCUUGAAAAUGGUACACAGUCAGGACAACUUUGUACUUAUUUUGGAUGUGCCUGAAGGUGAACACCAGUAUAAAUUUUUGGUUGAUGGGCAGUGGCAACAUGACCCAAAAGAGCCUAAUGUUGAUGAGUCUGGUGGAGCCAAGAAGAACCUGAUCAAUGUCCAGAAACAGGAUUUUGAGGUUUUUGAAGCUCUUGCCAUGGACAGUGUAAACUCAGGAAGUGGUUCUCAAAAAGACAUGGCUGGGACUCCACCUGGUGAGUAUUGCCAAGAAAUUCCUCAGAGGAAUCCAUAUGAUAAGUCAGCAGGACCUCCAAUUCUUCCUCCUCAUCUGCUUCAAGUGAUUCUAAACAAAGAUAUUUCACUUUCGUGUGAACCAACUCUGCUUCCUGAACCCAACCAUGUUAUGUUAAACCAUCUGUAUGCCCUCUCCAUCAAGGAUGGUGUAAUGGUUCUCAGUGCUACCCACAGGUAUCGGAAGAAGUAUGUUACCACCUUGUUGUACAAACCUAUCUGAAGACCGAGUUUGGCAGUAGUCAUUUAUAUUGUACUUGCAUGUAUGAGAAAUUAACAUAGGAUUCAUGUUUAACAUUUUCAUGUGGAUAUUAUUAGUUAUCAAGAGAUGCAGAAACAUAUACAAGAUCAUGUGAAGUUUUGCUUGGCACAGUGUUUGGGGUUGAUUCAGUGUUUGAAUAAUGUAAUUAAUCCACAUUACAGAUUUUAUGCAGUGUUUGAAUAAUGUAAUGAAUCCACAUUACAGAUUUUAUUAAAUUUGGACUAAAGAAUAAUUCAGUCAAAUCUUAUUUUACUUCUUCGCUGUUGUAGAAAUUUCACUUCUUGGAUUCAGACUAUCUUUUAUAUAUGUAUUUUUAUUAUUUCUGCAUGUUUCCUUUUUGUUUUGAUAACACAAAGCUCAGAGUAUUACUUUGUCAGAACCUGUUUCUUUGCAAUGAAAUGCAAAUGAACAUCUUUCUGUUUAGAAAUUAAUUACAAUUUUUUUUUCUAAUACAAGAAACUUGACAUUCCUCUCGAGUAUGAUUUUUGUUUCUUAGGAUUAAGUUUUAACUUUUUAAAUAUCUAUCACAUUUAUUGUUGAUGUGUGGAUCUGUUGAAUAACAAAACACAACUUUGUAAAUCAAAUUAGUUUUAUUAACAUAAAAAUAUAUAUGAAGCACUUAUUCACCUUGUUUAUUUUCCAUGUAAAUGUUAAAAAAAAGUUUAGCAUCUUCUAUUCUAGCUUUUGAGUCAUUAUUUUAGUAUAUAAACAAUCCUUUUAAAUUUAUGCUUGAAACCAACUUGCUGAAGCUUUUUUUAUUAUGUUGCCUCUUUCUGUAACUUUCCUUGUCAACUAUGUUUACUUGACUUAAUAUAUACAUUUAAUUUAUAAACUCCAUUUUGAAUUCCAAGUGGUUUUUCUUCAACAGACGAUUCUCACAUGUGGAUAGCUUUUAAAGUAGGCUAAUCUUUAUAACAAUGUGCUAGAAUCUGUUAUAAUAGACUAAAUGUGUGUAUUUACUUACAAUUACUGAACUCUAAACUCAAUCAUAUCUUUUAAUGAUGUGGACAUCUUUUAUUGCCCUGUCACUAAAAAUGUUUAGGCAUUAUUCCUCCUGUUCCCAUUGUAUAUCCAUAUAUACCUGAAUUUUUUAAUGAAUGUACACAUAAGUUAGAUUAUUUAAACCCAACACUGGAAAGCUGAGGCAAACUGACCUUAUCAAACACAACAACACCAGAGAAAUUGAAAAUUGUAACUUUUUUGUAUUCUUACUCUGGACUUUUUUUUUAUCUGUAGAACUGCAUGUAGUGCCUAUGUGAUUUUUUAGAUUAUCAUGUAUCCAAACUGCAGUAACUUCAGUUUUGAAAAUUAUAUUGUAUAAAGGAGAAAUGCAUAUUUUCAAUAUGUAGUAAUUGAGUACUUUUAUAGAUUGUUACUUAUUCAGAAUUGUACAAUGUGUGAUUUCAUACAUUAGUAAAAUCAGUAUUCUAUUCAUAUGAUUUCAUAUAUUAAUACCAUAUAUAAUCAGGUUUUAGUAAUCACGUAAUUCUUUAACUCUCAUCCAUAACAAUUUUUUAUUGAUAUUUUCAUUCCCCUCAAAAUAUGAAAAUCAAGAGAUUUGUUGUAAUUACUUCUCUUAUCUUGUACAAUAUAAUAGAUGAGGCUACACGGAUCUUGUAGAAACACUAAGAGAGGUUUAGCAAGAAUGAUAGAUGAUGGGAUGAAGGAGUUUUAAUUUAUAAAUCUUUUUGUCCAAGAAACAAUUUGUUGCAUAGUGAGCCAUUACAGUUUUCACAUAUAGCAAAAGUAUCUGGUAAAUACAUUUAACAUGUAUCUAACUCUCCAAUUUAUGGAUAUUCAAUAGCAUCAUAUUUAUUUACAUACAAAACCUGUUACAUGAAUUUACACAAAAUGUAGUGAAAAAUAUAUGUUCUUGUGUACUUCAGAAACUUGUGAAUCUAGCAGAAGAUACCUUUUAUUAAAUGUUAUGGUGGAAAUAUUUGUUACUGGCAUCUACACAAUUCCAAACAAAAGUAAUUACAAAAAUAAACUUCCGUUAGGUUUAAAAACAUCUAGAACAUCGUGUGUAUUCGUAUUUUAUCAGGUCUCUUAUAAAUGAUUUAGUAUUAUGAACUGAAUGUAUUGACAUUAACUUUAAAUUUAUUAUAUUAACAAUUGUUAGUAGUUUUUCCACUAGUGUCUCACUCUUUAAAAACCAGUUUAACAUGGUGAAGAAAAUAUUUAUUGAUAUAAAAAGACAGUACUCAUAAUUCAAUCAGUGGUGUUUUAAUGAUUUGCAGUUCAAAUUGAUGUGAAGGUUACAUAUAUAUCGAAAUAAUUCCACAGUUAGGGAGAUAACUAAUAGUUCAGUUAAUCAACAGUUUCAAAUAUUAGAUUUAAAUUAGAGAUGUAUAAUAAGAGAGAGAGAGUAGUAGAAACUUGUUUUAUCUACUUGCUGAUGUUUACUAAUGCCCACUUUUCAUGGGUUUAUUCCAUUAUGAGUUAUUUACCUUCAGUUUUGCCCAUUCUGUUUGAAACCACUUAACUUUCACUGGAUUAAGUAAUUUUUUUGUAUGUGUUUGAAUUAUAACUUUUAAAGUAUAGAAAAAAUACAAAAUAUGUAAAGUAAAUACUUUCAUCUCUUCAAAUUUUUUGGGGCAAUAAUAAUUAACCACUUAAAAUUUAUAUUCAUACUAUCUGUAAAUACUCAUCAUUAAAACAGUUCCAGUAAGCUUCACCAGAGUUUAUUGAAAAAUAUCAAAUGUUUUGGUAGUUCAUCUGUUUAGAUUAUAAAAAAAAAGAUGAAAUGAUAAUGUGUUAAUUGUAUCAGAAAAACUAGUUUCAUCACAAGUGAUAAUUGUUAAUAUUUGAAAUUUUCUCAAUACAUUCUACAACAAGUUGAAAUGGUAUAGGAAAUAUGACAGUUGUAACUUUUAUUAAGGUUAACAGUUAUAUUUUUAAUGUUUUUGUAAUAUUUUAUUUGAUGGAAAUAUGCAAGAAAUCGAUGAAGUAGCAUUUAUUUAAAAAUUUUGAACUUUUUCCGUUUUUUGUUACAGAAUAACUAGUAUAGUUAAGGGUUUUUUUUAAAUUAGCUACAAUAUUUCAGAUAAAACUCCAUGUAAAAUUAAUGUGUUGGUUCAAGUAGAUCAUUCUGUAACCUAUUGGUUAGAAUGUAUUUCUUUUUUUUGUUCUCCAAUUAAUAACAAGAAUGUUUAGAAAUACUGAUAGUUGUGUAGCUUAACUUACAGCUACCUCCCUAUCAAGUCUUCUCUUUAAAUUUGUUGUGUGUAUUAGCAAUUACUUUAUCAGUGACCUUAGUAACAGUUGUCAAGUGACUUAAUAAAAAAAACAAAAUUGGCUACUGA